AUGGCAAGAGUCAAUAUCGAUCUGGCAAACGACACUAAAAUUCUUGCAAGAGCUAGCAAGGAAGAUAGUGCAGUCAUGAGAAUCAUUGCAGUCGAGACCAGAAAGGACAGCUCUUCAAUGAAGACUAUUGCAAUUCUGGGAAUGCUCUUCCUACCUUCCACUUUUCUCGCGUCCCUCUUCCAAGGACCAAUGAUGAGCUGGGAUGCCAAGGGGCGCCCUGUUACUACUGCCAUGUUCAAAUACUUCUGUGCUAUUGCUGUUUCUCUAACGCUCUUGUUUUUUUCUGUGUGGGUUGUAGCGACGCUGUUACCCUGGGAGAAAUUGCUCUAUAAAAGGCGGCGAGCACCUGCCGCGAAGGAUUCUUAUUCUCUUGAGCAUAUUGCUUCCCAUAGCUUAGAGAGUGGCUGA
Messenger RNA from Hyaloscypha bicolor E, 408 nucleotides. RefSeq lists its product as uncharacterized. The record is from RefSeq and is a predicted model, not a curated record. The transcript is spliced from 2 exons. Bases 1 to 408 code for a protein of 135 amino acids. Lineage: Eukaryota; Fungi; Ascomycota; Leotiomycetes; Helotiales; Hyaloscyphaceae.